AUGUUUUGGUGUCGUCUGUCGUGUAUUCUAACGUUGCUGCUGAGUGUUGCUACUGUAUGCACAUUAGCGGAGACGAUUACCCCUAAUUUAGAAAAGGAACCUGCUGCUUGUCCUGAAGAUUCUGAACGUUCUGAUGGUGAAUGUCGGAAUCGUUCUCCUGCUGCUGUACAACCACGCCAAUCAACACAAGCACCUCCUCUUCAAACCCGUGAAUCUGAUCCACGUACCUCUUGCACUACUGGUUCUGGUGAUACUACUGUUGAUUCCUGCACUGCUAUUACUACGAGUGUUGCAGGUCAUCAAGCUGGUGGUAGUGGUAACCUACAUACAUCCCAAGGGUCUGUGUCUGGAGUUGCUGAGGGGGAGAGUGAGUCACAGCAGCAUUUGGAUCGUGAGAGACAGUCAACAGAUGAUACGGUUUCAGCACCCCCUCAUACUUCAAAUAGUGAAAACCAAGUGGGGAGUGAACCAGUUGUGCCAGUGCCAGGAAGUAAAGAUGGAAGGCAGGAAGAUGGAAGCAGUGGUAAUCAGGCAGUGAGAACUGAAGACUCAACAUCACGUCCAGUGAUCAGUGAAGAGAAUGAUCACAGUAACGGAACUAAACGGCCCGAAGGAAAUGGUUCGCAGUCGUCAGAGACUUCAGAAGUAUCUAACGCAGAUUCACCGGAUCAUCAGAGCACCCACAGCGGUACAACGGAACAAACCCAGUCUUCUGACAACAACCAAACUUCUCAAGGACAGAAUGGUGAAGCUGACAAUUCUAAUGCUGUUAAAAAGCCUGCAAAGGAUAAUUCAACAAACGAUAGUGACAGUACAACCAAUAAUGAAGAAUCAACGUCAACCACCACCACCACCACCUCAACCACGACCACCACCACAACAACAACACUUCCUCCUGAACUCACAAACAACAAGAAGGGUGAUGCAGACAGCAGCAGCAGUAUCAGCAGUUCUGUGUGGGUGCGUGUACCACUACUGAUUGUGGUUACAAUGGCCUGUAUUCUUGUGUGCUGA
Molecule: messenger RNA, 1014 nt
Organism: Trypanosoma theileri
Lineage: Eukaryota; Euglenozoa; Kinetoplastea; Trypanosomatida; Trypanosomatidae
Exons: 1
Coding region: 1-1014 (337 amino acids)
Source: RefSeq, a predicted model, not a curated record